Molecule: messenger RNA, 1536 nt
Organism: Penicillium psychrosexuale
Lineage: Eukaryota; Fungi; Ascomycota; Eurotiomycetes; Eurotiales; Aspergillaceae
Product: MFS transporter
Exons: 2
Coding region: 1-1536 (511 amino acids)
Biological process (GO): transmembrane transport
Cellular component (GO): membrane
Molecular function (GO): transmembrane transporter activity
Source: RefSeq, a predicted model, not a curated record
AUGUCGGACUCGGAGAAGUACGAUAUCAAUCUAAACAAGGUGCCCACGCAAAAUGAUGUUGACGAAACUUUGACCCGACUGGAAACGUCUCAGUCUCAAAUGGAACCGCCUAAAUCAGUUUUUCAAGAGACCAUCUUCGUCAGUGUGGUGUGUAUGGCACAAUUCAUGACUCAAGCUGGUCUCAGUAUCUCCAUUGCUCCAGUCCAUAUCAUCGGCGAUAGCUUCGGCACCACAAAUCCUGCCGAUCUAAGCUGGUUCUCAGCCGCCUACAGCUUAACGGUUGGCACUUUUAUUCUUGUUGCUGGCAGACUAGGCGAUGUCUUUGGUCAUCGAAACAUGUUUGUGAUCGGUUUCUGUUGGUUCAGUAUCUGGUCACUGUUGGCUGGGUUCAGUGUCUGGUCGAAUCAGAUAUUCUUUGAUUGCUGCCGUGCCCUUCAGGGGAUUGGUCCCGCUAUGUUACUUCCUAAUGCAAUUGCAAUUCUUGGAAGAACAUAUCGGCCGGGCCUACGCAAGGAAAUGAUAUUCAGUGCGUUUGGGGCUACAGCGCCUGGAGGGUUUAUCGUGGGAGGUGUUUUCUCUUCUAUCUUUGCUCAGCUUGUUUGGUGGCCCUGGGGAUACUGGGUGAUGGGAAUCGCGUGUGCAAUGAUGGCCUUGAUAGGAUGGCUUGUCAUCCCCUACACCCCCCAACCCAAGUUCGACGACAAUCUUCGUUUGUGGCAACGUCUUGAUCUACCUGGUGCCACUGCAGGAAUUUCAGGCCUGGUGCUGAUCAACUUUGCUUGGAAUCAAGCCCCGCUCGUGGGCUGGAAGAACCCUUACACCUAUGUUCUCCUCAUAGUUGGUUUCAUUUGCCUCGGCGCCUUUACAUUAAUCGAACGCAAGGCACUAUGUCCAUUGCUCCCGCGGUCAGUCUUUACUACUGAGCUGGCGUGGGUACUUGGGUGUAUCGCAGCCGGCUGGUCGAGUUUUGGAAUUAUCAUCUACUACUUCUAUCAAUUCAUGGAAGUCAUCAAAGGUGAUUCUCCACUGUUGGCCACGGCCAAAUGGUCAGCGGCCGCUAUUUCUGGUGCCGUGGCAGCUUUGAUCACUGGAUUCCUACUUGGUCGCCUGCCACCCAGCGUCAUCAUGUUUUGCGCAAUGGCAUUUUUCACCGCAGGCCUCUCUAUCUUCGCCACUGUACCUGUCGAUCAAACCUACUGGGCGCAGGCUUUUGUGGUGAGCUUGAUAACCUCCUGGGGAAUGGACAUGUCUUUUCCCUCUGGAACCCUGAUAUUGAGCAACGCCAUGCCUCGGCACCACCAAGGACUGGCCGCUUCCCUCGUUGCUACAACGGUCAACUAUUCUAUCUCCCUUGGCCUAGGAUUUGCAGGCACGGUAGAAACGCAUGUCAAUGAUGGAGGGCGCAAUGUACUACGGGGUUACCGCGGUGCGCUGUACAUGGGAAUUGGACUGGCGUCAUUGGGUCUCGUGCUGUCAAUUUGUUUUAUGUUCACGAGCUGGAGACAUUAUCGCAAAAAUCUGAAAAGCCAGGGAUAG